This is a messenger RNA of Ixodes scapularis (black-legged tick), 760 nucleotides long. Its product is annotated as sodium/iodide cotransporter-like. The transcript has 4 exons. Gene Ontology annotation, molecular function: symporter activity. The record is from RefSeq and is a predicted model, not a curated record. Gene Ontology annotation, biological process: sodium ion transport; transmembrane transport. Gene Ontology annotation, cellular component: membrane. The coding region runs from base 36 to 599 and encodes 187 amino acids. NCBI's taxonomy places the organism in Eukaryota, Metazoa, Arthropoda, Arachnida, Ixodida, Ixodidae.
UCGAGACCGACUCCGCAGUCAGCGUGUCAAGGCAAAUGACGCACUCUGUCGAGCUCGCGGUCUUCGCGUUCUUCACCGUCACCGUUAUUGGCAUAGGCCUAGGGCUUGCCUUCAAGAGGAUAGGCCGUCUGACCAUCGAAGAAAUGUUCCUCGGCAGCAGGACAUUACGAAUGGUUCCGUUGGCCCUGUCCUCCCUGGCCUCCGUCAUGUCGUCAACGGGAAUCAUCGCGUUCACUGCCCACUACUACGCUUACGGCCUUCACUUGGGAUGGACGGCGUCACUGGCGACCUUACUACUGAUCCCCUUCACGAUUCAUGUCGAUGUACCCGUACUUUACAGACUGAAGAUCACGUCCGUAUUUGAGUAUCUCCGAGCGCGGUACUGCGACAAGAUUUCCCUGACAGCCUGCAUACUGUAUUUCAUUCUAACGCAAAGCACUGGAGCGAUAUCUAUCUGCGCUGCAGCGAUGGCAAUGGCAACAAUCAUCCACGUCCCGUUCUUGUGGAGCUGCCUCGCGAUGGGUCUAACAGGAACGGUCUACACAACUCUUGUAAGUAUGCCCAUAUUAUUGUUCAAUGAACCAAUGUCUUUGUUUUGAUUUUUACUAUAGAUCAGCCGCAAUCGGGACAAUCGGUUCCUCCUCUGUAUUUUUCGUAGAGUGGGUGUUUUAUAAUAUUUAGACAUUUCUCUAAUCCCAGCACGGUGUAAGAAUCUCUCAUCCCCAAAUGGGCGCCAUUGCCGCUUUGGCAAAUGAGCGAA